Molecule: messenger RNA, 1098 nt
Organism: Lachancea lanzarotensis
Lineage: Eukaryota; Fungi; Ascomycota; Saccharomycetes; Saccharomycetales; Saccharomycetaceae
Gene: HOM2
Product: LALA0S03e02322g1_1
Exons: 1
Coding region: 1-1098 (365 amino acids)
Biological process (GO): L-threonine biosynthetic process
Molecular function (GO): protein dimerization activity; NADP binding; aspartate-semialdehyde dehydrogenase (NADP+) activity
Source: RefSeq, a predicted model, not a curated record
AUGUGUGCCAAAAAAAUAGUUGGUGUCUUGGGAGCCACCGGUUCCGUUGGACAAAGAUUCAUUUUGCUGUUGGCAGACCACCCAGACUUCGAACUCAAAGUUCUGGGAGCAUCGCCCAGAUCUGCUGGUAAAAAAUACGUGGACGCUGUUAACUGGAAACAAACAGAGCUUCUACCAGAAUUUGCCAAAAACAUCAUCGUUACCGAAUGUAAAGCAGACGCUUUCAAAGACUGUUCAGUGGUAUUCUCCGGUUUAGACUCCGACUACGCCGGAUCCAUCGAAAAGGAAUUUAAGGAAGCCGGCUUGGCCGUCGUGUCCAACGCCAAAAACUACCGUCGUGAAGUCGACGUUCCUCUAGUAGUGCCCAUCGUCAACCCUGAGCAUUUGGACCUAGUGGGCCAAAAGCUCGACGCCGCGCAAAAGGCCGGCGCCAACAGGCCGGGGUUCAUCGUUUGCAUAUCCAACUGUUCCACUGCUGGUCUUGUCGCACCACUCAAGCCCUUGGUUGACAGUUUCGGCCCCAUCGAACUCUUGACUGCAACUACAUUGCAGGCCAUUUCCGGUGCCGGUUUCUCCCCAGGUGUUUCUGGUAUCGACGUUCUUGACAACAUUGUGCCUUACAUUGGCGGUGAAGAGGACAAAAUGGAGUGGGAAACCAGAAAAAUUUUGGGCUCUCUUUCCAGCGACAACACCACGGUUGUCAAUUUGCCCGAUGAGGACAUGAAAGUGUCUGCUCAAUGUAACAGAGUUGCAGUUUCUGAUGGCCACACCGAGUGUAUCUCUUUCAAGUUCAAGAACCAGCCUCCACCAUCGCUUGAGCAGGUCAAGAAAUCGAUGCAAGACUACGUGUGUGUUGCUGGCAAACUCGGUUGCCAUUCUGCUCCAAAACAAACCGUCCACGUCUUGGAACAAAAUGAUAGACCACAGCCAAGACUUGACAGGAACCGUGACAAUGGUUACGGUGUCAGUGUUGGCAGAGUCAGAGAAGACCCUGUGCUGGACUUCAAAAUGGUCGUCUUGUCUCACAACACCGUUAUUGGUGCCGCCGGUGCUGGUAUCUUGAUUGCCGAGAUCUUACUCGCCAAGAACUACAUCUAA